AUGAACAUCAACCUUUAUCUGCCGGGUUCUCAGGACAAAGCGCUUCGCUUGCCUGACUUCUCGGUUAAAGAUGCUGCAGAAGGUUGUGUUUUAAGCCAGACCCCACCGGAGCCUGAAGGCAUAAUCGUUGUGGGUCAAGACUUCACUGAGGACAAGGCCUCCAAAGACUUUGGGAUCCUGUCCAGGUGGUGUCAACAGGCCAUGUACCCUGAGGAAAAGCAAGCUCGAGGAGGAACCCUUGAGUUCAGAAGAUUGGCACCUGUGCAAGAGCCACCGAACAAGUCAUAUUCCACCCAGGCUGGCUUGUGGCUAAGAAUUGAGUCGUGGCUCAAUGCAGUGGCCAAGGCUGGUGUCAAGGUUAGCCACAAAGCCCUGGCAGGGGUUGUGAAUCAGUUGCAGUUCGGUGAGAUGCCGAUUGAGGAAGCAGACAGAUGGAGGGCUGAGCUUCUCGCCCAUUUUCAAUGCACCUCACUGCUUGAAAGUGACCAAGAAGAAAUGCUCAGAAGCUUCAUUAAGCAAGCGCAAAGCGAUCACUUGGCUGCCGACAAGCAAAGGUACCAGGCAUGGUUAGAGGGUGCCAUGGUCAAGGGCAUGCGCCCCUUAUACAACGCAAUUCGGUCUCAUGAGCAAGUCCUGGUCAGGCCCUUCCGCAACAAGGAGGCAACGUUGAGGCCUUACCUGAGACACCAGCAAUGGCAAGAGAUCUGGAAGAGUCAGGACUCACCCGUGGAGCCGGUCUUGCCUGAGCUUCUCAGCAGGGCUGUGGAAGCUGCGAUGCUUCCAGCCAUUACAGUUACCCAGCUUCAAACAAGACUUCAGUGUCUUUCUGAAAAGGCACCAGGAGUAGACGGUUGGAACAACCGCAUGCUGAAGCAAUUGCCACCUACUGCUUUGGAACCUCUCACCCAGUUCCUGAACCACAUGGAAGCAACUGGCAAGGCUCCCGGCCAGUGGAGGGUAGUCAAGUUUGCCAUGUUGGCAAAGAACAAAGACAUCGAAAGACCAAUAGGCCUGUGCAAUGUUGUAUACAAGGCAUGGCUUCAGGUGAGAUACUCCCUGAUCCAAAAUUGGAUAAAACAAUAUGAGCUGAAGGCCCACUGGGACGCGGCAAUGCCAGGGAACACAUGUCUGUCAGUGUCCAUUUCCCGUGUCUUCAAGAGUGAGAUAGCGGUGGCAACGGGGCGUCACCGUGCCUCAGUUUACCUUGACCUCACAACUUUUUAUGGGGCACUGACUCAUGCAAGGCUCAUUGAGUCAGCUAAGGAGCUGGCCUUCCCGGCCAGUAUCCUCAACAUAGCGAUCCAAGUAUAUCGCGGUGCCCGCAUCAUCGAUGCUGAAGGCUCAAUGAGCCCAGUAUCGUUCACGAGUUAG
This is a messenger RNA of Symbiodinium necroappetens, 1371 nucleotides long. NCBI's taxonomy places the organism in Eukaryota, Dinophyceae, Suessiales, Symbiodiniaceae. The record is from the annotation of a GenBank genome assembly.